Messenger RNA from Cinara cedri, 321 nucleotides. The record is from the annotation of a GenBank genome assembly. Lineage: Eukaryota; Metazoa; Arthropoda; Insecta; Hemiptera; Aphididae.
AUGUUCCUCCGAAGUGCGCUCAUUGUUCUCAAAACCACCCAGCCAACUUUAAUGGCUGCUCAAUUUAUAAAGAAUUCCAUCAUAAGAUAUCCAGCACACCAAGCAAUCGAAUACAUAAUAAUUUUAAUACCCAAACCACUAAUAUACAAAGUAGCCAUACACCUGAUCACACUUUUCCUAAUCAACUCUCCUCAAAUGCAAACUUACGCUCAGGCCACAUCCAACAUACCAGGUUCUCCUCCUCCUACUAAUGAUACUCAGCCUCCAGAUUUAAGCAAAUCAUUGAUCAACACUUUAGAUACUAUUAAUAAUACAAUUUAA